Molecule: messenger RNA, 1544 nt
Organism: Prosopis cineraria
Lineage: Eukaryota; Viridiplantae; Streptophyta; Magnoliopsida; Fabales; Fabaceae
Product: serine decarboxylase 1-like
Exons: 5
Coding region: 155-1507 (450 amino acids)
Biological process (GO): carboxylic acid metabolic process
Molecular function (GO): pyridoxal phosphate binding; carboxy-lyase activity
Source: RefSeq, a predicted model, not a curated record
CUCUCUCUCUCUCUCUCUCUCUCUCUCACAACACACAUUUUUCACUUUGCUUCAAGGUAGUGAAAUUUGAGUUUUCUUCAUGUGUGUGGUGUAUAUCUAUUAUUCUGCGAUCUCAGAAAUAUAUAUAUCAGAAUAUAAUUAACAGAAGUGAACGAUGGAUGAUACUUCCCCUCCAGUGGUUUCUAAUGGAAGUUUCUUGAGAGAAUAUGAUAAAGAGGUGAUGAAGAAGAGAAAAGAGAAUGUGGAGUUUGCUAUUACAGAACCUGAUGUGGACGAUGACAUUACAGGAGACAAGGAAGCUCAUAUGGCCAGUUUGCAUGCUCGUUACAUGAAGACCCUCAUUCAGAGGACCACUCACCAUUUCGGUUACCCAUAUAAUUUAGACUUCGACUAUGGAAGGGUAGAGCAAUUGCAAGAUUUCUUGAUCAACAAUCUUGGGGACCCAUUUAUAGAAAGCAACUAUGGUGUACACUCGAGAGCCUUCGAAGUUGGUGUACUAGAUUGGUUUGCUCGUCUAUGGGAAAUCAACAAGGAUGAAUAUUGGGGUUACACUACAAAUUGUGGAACCGAAGGCAAUCUUCAUGGAAUUUUAGUCGGGAGAGAAGUGUUUCCAGAUGGAGUUCUAUAUGCCUCAAAUGACUCAGAUUACUCCGUUUUCAAAGCAGCAAGAAUGUAUAGAAUAGACUGUGUCAAAGUUGCCACUUUGGUUUCUGGUGAGAUUGAUUGUGCAGAUUUAAAGUCUAAAUUGCUUGCUAAUAAGCAGAAGCCGGCCAUCAUCAACCUAAACAUAGGAACAACUGUGAAAGGAGCUAUUGACGACGUAGAUCAAGUUAUAAAAGCUCUUGAAGAAAGUGGUUAUACCUCUGAUCGAUUCUACAUUCACUGUGACGGAGCGUUACUUGGACUAAUGGUUCCUUUUCUAAAAAGUGCACCGAAAGUAACCUUCAAGAAGCCAAUAGGAAGCAUAAGUGUUUCAGGGCAUAAAUUUGUGGGUUGCCCUAUUCCUUGUGGGGUACAAAUAACACGUUUGUGUCACAUACAGGUCCUAUCACAGAACGUAGAAUAUCUUGCUUCAAGAGACGCAACUAUCAUGGGAAGCAGAAACAGCCAUGCACCCAUAUUCCUUUGGUACACACUCAACAAGAAGGGAUUCAAAGGGUUCCAAAAAGAGGCUCAAGAGUGCCUCAAAAACGCCCUUUACUUGAAGGAGUGCCUGAAGAAGUCUGGGAUUAGCGUGCUACUGAAUCGCCAUAGCAAUAUUGUUGUGUUCGAGAGGCCUCAAGAUGAGGAGUUUGUUCGAGUCUGGCAGCUCGCGUGCCAAUGGAAUGUGGCUAAUGUGGUGGUGAUGCCAAAUCUUACGGCUGAGAAAUUGAAUGCUUUUGUGAGUGAGCUUGUUGUGAAACGCAGUGGUUGGUAUGAGGAUGGGAAAAUGAAGUCUCCUUGUGUUGAGAAUGAUGUUGGUAAGGAGAAUUCUUUGUGUGAUUUGCAUGAGGAAUGUUAUGAGUGAGUGUAUAUAUAUAGUCAAGACGAUUCAUUUUAGUCAA